Molecule: messenger RNA, 1042 nt
Organism: Arabidopsis lyrata subsp. lyrata
Lineage: Eukaryota; Viridiplantae; Streptophyta; Magnoliopsida; Brassicales; Brassicaceae
Product: metacaspase-3
Exons: 5
Coding region: 65-865 (266 amino acids)
Molecular function (GO): cysteine-type endopeptidase activity
Source: RefSeq, a predicted model, not a curated record
UAAACUCAUCACUCAAAUGCAUUUGUUGCAAUUGUAAAAAGAAAAACCAAAACAAAGCUCAAUCAUGGCUACUCGGAGAGAAGUACGGUGCCAGUGCGGCAGACGGAUGUGGGUUCAACCAGACGUCCGUACUGUCCAAUGCUCAACCUGCCACACCGUCACGCAGCUCUACUCGCUCAUGGACAUAGCGCGCGGUGCAAACCGCAUAAUUCAUGGGUUUCAACAGCUACUUAGACAACAUCAACCGCAACAUCAAUAUCAUGAACAACAACAACAAAUGAUGGCUCAACCGCCACCGCGGCUGCUUGAGCCCCUUCCCUCGCCGUUUGGGAAGAAGAGAGCAGUUUUAUGCGGCUUGAACUAUAAGGGAAAAAGUUAUAGCUUGAAAGGUUGCAUCAGUGAUGCUAAAUCCAUGAGAUCUUUCUUGGUUCAACAAAUGGGUUUCCCUAUUGACUCUAUUCUCAUGCUCACAGAAGAUGAAGCAAGCCCGCAGAGAAUCCCCACGAAGAGAAACAUUAGGAAAUAUGAAUGGGAAGAUCAUAGAUCAGUCAGAGCUUACAAAGGAACAGAUGGUGGAGCAGCUUUCUGUUUCAGUGCUUGUGACGAUGAUGAAACCAGUGGUUACACUCCUGUAUUCACGGGGAAGAACACAGGAGCCAUGACUUAUAGCUUUAUAAAGGCGGUGAAGACCGCUGGACCAGCCCCCACAUAUGGCCACCUGCUUAACCUUAUGUGUUCUGCAAUACGAGAGGCCCAGUCUCGUCUCGCCUUUAACGGGGACUACGCAAGCUCUGAUGCAUCCGCGGAGCCACUGCUAACAUCAUCUGAUGAAUUCGACUUGUACGCGACAAAGUUUGUACUCUGAAAUGCUGUACAUAUGUAUAUUGCUUAUUCUGCAAAUUGCUCGGAAACGUUUUCCACAUAUACACCUACUUUUUCUACCUGUAUGUAUCAUGUAAUGAUGAUGUCUGCAGCAAAACUUGUAAAAGCUGCAUAGCCUCUCUCUUCUUACGAGCAAUAAAGCUAUGAAAUGAUUGAUUCG